ACAGCAGUGGGUUCGAGGACACAAAUCACUGUGUUUGGUACACUUGCUUUGCACCGAAUUACACCAAAAACCUAAUCCAAAUCUAGGACUUUUAAAAAAAGAAUAAUUUAAAAAAAAUGAUGUUUCUCAGAUGUCUGUCAAUCACCUUGGUCACAGUGGCAUUUCUGACCCGUAUGCAAGCAACGGCAAUGGAUUCACAAGAAACCGAUAGGCGUGUUUCCGUGUGUCCAGCAGAUGGAGUGUAUCCAAAUUACUACAAUUGCUCAACUUUCAUUACCUGUUCGAACGGUAUUCAAUAUGUGAUGGCUUGCCCGGAAGGACUCAUAUGGAACGUAGAUACGAACGCUUGUGACUGGCCUUACAAUGCAGAAUGUGUUGCCUAUCCACGGAAUAUCAAUUUAGACGGAUAGAGAUAUAGACUACUGGGUUGUCGAACGCUUCUAUAUAUUAAUCAGCAUUUAUUAUUACCGGGAUCUAAAUUUAGUUUCUGGAUUAAGAAAAGUAACAAGAUACAAAAUUUUCCUCCUGUAGUCUAUUUUUAAGAAUGUAUUAUUGUAAUUUUGUGAGUCGUUGUGGUCCAAUACCACGAAAUCUAUUAGCCUACCUUCCCUUAUGUUAUGUAAUAUUAAUCUAUAGUCCAAUAAACAGCAUUAGAAAUCUG
Molecule: messenger RNA, 661 nt
Organism: Daphnia pulicaria
Lineage: Eukaryota; Metazoa; Arthropoda; Branchiopoda; Diplostraca; Daphniidae
Product: endochitinase-like
Exons: 3
Coding region: 117-410 (97 amino acids)
Cellular component (GO): extracellular region
Molecular function (GO): chitin binding
Source: RefSeq, a predicted model, not a curated record